ACUAGGGAAUAGUUCCUCGCGGGAGAGUCCGGGAGCGCGCUGGCGACACUCGUGCACACACACACACACGCGCGCGCACACACACGCUGGCGCGCUGGCUUUUCACUACUGCAUCUCCUAACCGGCGGAGCGAAGCGACUGCAGGUUCUCCUAACCUCAGCAUCGUGGGGCCAAGCAGAGGCAUUGUCGUCCGGGAGAGCCCGGUGCCUGCGCUGCCGCCUCAGGUACCGACCCCCGCAGACCAUCGGCUGGAAUGCUGACUGAUCCCUCUGCAAACUUCUAAGACUGACAUCCUGAGGAACCCUACUGGAGAAUGCCGUCUGAAUGCUGCCUCAGUAUUCAGGAAAUGCUGACAGGCCAGAGGCUCUGUCACUCGGAAUCUCACAACGACAGCGUCCUAGCCGCACUGAACCAGCAGAGGAGUGAUGGCAUCCUCUGCGAUGUCACCCUGAUUGCCGGGGAGCAGAAAUUCCACGCGCACAAGGCGGUCCUGGCAGCAUGCAGCGACUAUUUCCGGGCAAUGUUCAGUCUUUGUAUGGUGGAAAGUGGAGCUGAUGAGGUGAAUUUACACGGAGUGACCAGCCUUGGUUUAAAGCAGGCUCUGGAGUUUGCAUACACAGGACAGAUUUUGUUGGAGCCAGGUGUGAUCCAGGAUGUGUUAGCAGCUGGCAGUCACCUACAGCUGUUGGAGCUUCUCAAUUUAUGUUCCCACUAUCUCAUCCAGGAAUUAAAUAGCUUUAAUUACUUGGAUCUGUACAGACUUGCUGACCUGUUUAACCUCACUUUGUUGGAGAAAGCAGUGAUCGAUUUCCUAGUGAAACAUCUCUCGGAGCUCCUGAAGAGCCGCCCUGAAGACGUCCUCACGCUCCCUUACUGCCUGCUGCAGGAGGUCCUGAAGAGCGACCGCUUGACCUCCCUGAGCGAGGAGCAGAUCUGGCAGCUGGCGGUGAGGUGGCUGGAGCACAACUGCCACUACCAGCACCUGGACGAGCUCCUGCAGUACAUUCGCUUCGGCCUGAUGGACGUGGACACUCUGCACACGGUCGCCCUGUCCCACCCGCUGGUCCGGGCGAGCGAGGCGGCGACGGCGCUGGUCAACGAGGCCCUGGAGUACCACCAGAGCCUCUACGCGCAGCCGGUCUGGCAGACCUGCAGGACCAAGCCGCGCUUCCAGUCCGACACCCUGUACAUCAUUGGCGGGAAGAAGCGCGAGGUCUGCAAAGUCCGGGAGCUGCGCUACUUCAACCCGGUGGACCAGGAGAGCGCGCUGAUCGCCGCCAUCGCCAACUGGAGCGAGCUGGCGCCCAUGCCCGUGGGGAGGAGCCACCACUGCGUGGCGGUCAUGGGCGACUUUCUGUUUGUGGCCGGGGGGGAGGUUGAGCACGCCAGCGGCCGGACGUGUGCCGUGAGGACGGCCUGUCGCUACGACCCGCGCAGUAACUCCUGGGCCGAGAUAGCGCCAAUGAAGAACUGCCGGGAGCACUUUGUGCUGGGCGCCAUGGAGGAGUUCCUGUACGCCGUAGGGGGCAGGAACGAGCUGCGCCAGGUCCUGCCCACUGUGGAGCGGUACUGCCCCAAGAAGAACAAGUGGACUUUCGUGCAGUCCUUUGACCGAUCUCUGUCCUGUCACGCCGGCUACGUGGCUGACGGUCUUCUUUGGAUAUCAGGUGGAGUAACUAACACAGCACAGUACCAGAACAGACUUAUGGUGUAUGAACCUAACCAGAAUAAGUGGAUAAGCCGCAGCCCCAUGCUGCAGAGAAGGGUCUACCACUCCAUGGCCGCUGUGCAGAGGAAGCUGUACGUCCUCGGUGGCAAUGACCUUGACUACAAUAAUGACCGGGUGCUGGUGCGCCACAUCGACUCUUAUAACAUAGACACCGACCAGUGGACGCGCUGUGACUUCAACCUGUUGACUGGCCAAAAUGAAUCUGGAGUUGCUGUCCAUAAUGGGAGAAUAUAUUUAGUUGGUGGAUAUUCAAUUUGGACAAAUGAGCCUCUGGCUUGUAUCCAGGUACUGGAUGUAAGUAAAGAAGGCAAAGAAGAAGUGUUCUACGGGCCUACCCUCCCUUUUGCUUCCAAUGGAAUAGCAGCAUGCUUUCUCCCAGCGCCAUAUUUCACAUGCCCUAACCUUCAGACUCUUCAAGUGCCUCAUCACAGAAUUGGCACUAUAUGAAACGCCAAUGCUCUGUCAACAACUAUCAUGGACAGGAGGAAAAACAAAGCCUUGACUUUUGGAUACUGGGCAUGAGAAGACUCAGUUGUCAAUGCUUUCUUGUCUUGUUUUACAGAUUACAGUCAGAUAAAUAUUAGCAAAAAAUGAACAAUUUUCUAAAAUACAUUAUUGAAAACUCUUGUCACCUUCUCAUUGUUUGUCAGCACACAUUAUGUAUGACUUUUAUCGUGGUCUAACUUGGUGCCAGCUUAAUGGCACAUUGUCAUUCUACUGGUCUUUAGAGCAUUCUGUGUAUGCCUUUUCCAAUCAGCACUGUCUACGACUUUACACUUGUUAGUAAAGCAAUUUAUUUCACACAGUGGCAUCAAUGACCUUAAAAACAAAAGACAAAACUCUGUACUUAAUCCUUUUACUAAAAACUAGACUUUGUAAUUUUUUUUUUUUUGGAGACAAUGUCUCACUUUGUCACCCUUGGUAGAGUGCUGUGGCAUUACAGCUCACAGCAACCUCAAACUCUUGGGCUUAAGUGUUCUCUUGCCUCAGCCUCCAAGUAGCUGGGACUACAGGCACCUGCCACAACGCCUGGCUAUUUUUGUUGUUGUUGUUUAGCAGGGCUGGGCCGGGUUCAAACCCACCAGCCCCAGUGUAUGUGGCCGGCACCCUAACCACUGAGCUACUGGCACUGAGCCUGUAAUUUUACUUUCUAAAAUUUAACAUUAUGCAGCCCUUCUCAGAAGACUCAGCAUUAUGACAUCAUGAAUUUUUAAAUGGUUAUUUUAUUCAAGGUGAUACAAAUAAUAUAAGUACAUUGGAACAGCAGUAGGCACACCUAGACAUUUUUACUAUGGUACUCUGGUCUUGGGUCAUAACCUAACUUUACAAUUCUUUAAUUUCCCUACCUUUUAACAAGAGUAUUACUGAUUUCCAUAUUAAUUCAAAAGAACAUUGUGAUGAUGUGGCAAGUAUUUUGAAGUACUGUACCUAAGGAAAAAAAAAACAUUACUCAAAGUACACUGUCUUUGGAAGUUCUAAAUGAAUAGGAAGGUUAUUCUUGAAGUUUAAAAAUUACUAGAAUUUAGAAAACAUGCUAUGGGGUAAAUCUGAAAAUGUGCAAGACAUACAUACACACUAAUUAGGAAAUAGGGAGUUAACCAAAACCAAAGAUACCUAAACUUAUACAAAUCCUUGUUGCAAAUAAUAACACAAAUGUCUCAUUUAAAGUCAUUUAAUGAAUGACAUUUUAAAGCUUAAAAAAAUUCAGUUGUACUAAUUAUGGUACCGUAAAGUGCUUUGACAUAAAUUCGAACCUAGAAUUGGCAGUUCUAAUAAAAAUUUUUCUACUUUGUUAAAGGUUAUGUCAAUCUUGAGUGCAUGUGGGAUUCUUCACCACCACAACCAAUACGUAUUUUAUUACUACCACUUUUAAUAAUGCAUAAGAAUCCUUUUUUAGAUAGGUUUUUGGGUUUGCUUUGUCUUUAACAAAAAUAAAUAAGUUAAUAAUCACAUUUGAAUAUAAAUUCCACAAGUCUAACAGGAGUUUUUCUUUCCUAAUGUUGCCAGGACCUAUAGUUUAAUUAUUCAGCACUCCCACUCUUAUAGCAAAUUGUCAUUUUAUUCAUGCAACCAUUUUUAGUAAUCAAAAGUGAAUCAAAAAGAACAU
Molecule: messenger RNA, 3836 nt
Organism: Nycticebus coucang (slow loris)
Lineage: Eukaryota; Metazoa; Chordata; Mammalia; Primates; Lorisidae
Gene: KLHL32
Product: kelch like family member 32
Exons: 11
Coding region: 314-2176 (620 amino acids)
Molecular function (GO): protein binding
Source: RefSeq, a predicted model, not a curated record